This is a messenger RNA of Durio zibethinus, 2649 nucleotides long. RefSeq lists its product as uncharacterized. The record is from RefSeq and is a predicted model, not a curated record. Lineage: Eukaryota; Viridiplantae; Streptophyta; Magnoliopsida; Malvales; Malvaceae.
AAAACGAGCCAACCACGGCCAUGGCUGGUUCUUAAAAUCUCGGGAAAGGUGUUAAGGACGUGGAAAGAUCCUUUCGGUUCUAGCCAGCCAGCCGGCCAGCCGGCCAGCCAGCCAAGCAGCGCAGAUCCCUCAAGUCCUGUGACAAACCCUGUCUCUCCCCUGUUUCUUUUUGCAUUCACAUAUUAACCCAGUAAUUGUUAUCAUAGAGAAAAGACAAUGUCACUAAUAUUUUUUUUCUUUUACACUGCCAGCAAUCAAACACUGUAUUUUGCAGUCUGUAAGACAAAAACAAAUCCAAAUUUUACUUACUUUUAUCUCUUUCUCUGUUAAAACACGUCGACAAUGGAGAGAGAUAUGAGGAGACACCAGAUCCUGUCCUAUAUAACUUAAAAGUACUGCCUUAAGAACACCUAUAAUAUGCUGGUUUUGCUGUUUUAUUGUAAAUCUUAGGAGUAUUGUUUUAUAAUAAUUUCUUUAUCAUCAUCUUGCCUCGAUAUUGUAAACCUCAAGAUUUGAAUCGGGAACUCUCCUCAUUCCUUCCUUUCUUUCUCUAUAUUUCUUUAUGUUUUGUUCUUCCCUGGCUAACUAUAUUUGUAUGCCGACUUGUUCUGCUUCAAAAUCUUCUCUUUUGCUUUUGCACUACAUUUUUCUGGUUAAAAGUUGAAACUCCUUCAAAUCUUUCAUGGUGCUGAAAUCCAUAGCUUGUUGAGAUUGUUCUUUUUUAUUGUUUUUUUAAAUUUCUUUUGAUGAUGGGUCAAAAGCAUUUGCACGAGUUACUUCAAGAGGAUCAAGAGCCAUUUCUUCUGAAGAAGUACAUUGCUGACAGGCGUUGUCAAUGGAAGAAACCAUCACCUAAAACUCUUCUUCAAAUCAAGAAACGAAAACCCAUCUCUCAAAACUCAAACUUUCCUUCAAAUUUCUGCAAAAACGCUUGCUUUUUCUCGUUCCAUGACUCACCCGACCCGAGAAAGUCUCCAUUGUUUGAAUUUCCAUCCCCAGCUAAAAGCCCUUGUAAAAGCCCCAAUGCCAUAUUUCUUCACAUCCCAGCAAGAACAGCAGCUCUUCUUCUUGAAGCUGCUCUCAGAAUUCAAAAACAUUCUUCAUCAAAAACCAAACCGCAGAACAAAAACAAUGGCAGUACUUUUGGCUUAUUUGGUUCCAUUCUAAAGAGGCUAACUCACCGUAACAGAAACCGAAAGCAUGAAAUAGCUAAUGUUGGAGCUAAAGUUUCAAUCAAGGACAUUUUAAGGUGGGAUUCAACUGUGGGCAAAAACAAUCUAAGUCAAAGGAAAAUAUCUUCGGCAGUGGAAGAGAAAAGUGGUUCUGUAAUGGGGUUUUCUUGUUCUUACGCUGGUAGGCCAAGCAGUGCUCAUUGGUCAGAAAGCAACGAAGAAAAAUCCUUGGAUAUGGAUUUGGAUACUUCCAGUAGCUAUAGCCAGUCCGAGGAUUUUGAAGAGAUUUUCAUGGCCAAAGAUGUUUUACAUGAUAGCCGAGCUUUUGCUUCUUGUGAUAAGCAAUUUUGUGAAAGCCCUUUUCACUUUGUCCUUCAAAGAAGCCCUUCUUUUGGUCACCGGACACCUCUCUUCUCUUCCCCGGCUACAUCCCCAAGUCGCCACCAUAAAGAGGACAAAGAAAAUUAUGCAGUAGAGAGCUUAAAAAAAUUUCAAGUAGAAGAAGAGGAAGAAGAGAAAGAACAAUGCAGUCCUGUUUCUGUUUUGGAUCCUCCAUUCGAGGAUGAUGACGGUGGACGUGUGGAUGAUGAUGAUGAGAACAAUUUCGAUCUUGAAUGCAGCUAUGCAAUAGUACAAAAAGCAAAGCAGCAGCUACUGCACAAACUUGGUAGAUUUGAGAAACUGGCUCAACUGGAUCCAAUUGAACUUGAGAAAAGAAUGUUAGAACAAGAACAAGAUGAUGAUAAUGAUGACAAUAGUAUAUGUGACCUAGAGGAAGAAGAGGAGUUCGAGCACGAGUCAGCUUCAUCAGAUAGUGAAAUGAAUGUCAACGGCUUUCUCAAACGAGUGCUUAAAUCAAGUUUCCACAAUCUAAGACAUACACCAGAAGGCAUGAAGAGGCUAGUAUCAGAUCUCAUUGCUGAGGAAAAGACACAGCAGAACUGCUACAUUGAUAGAGAAGUGGUGGCCAAAAGGGUUUGUAAAAGGCUGGAGUCAUGGAAGGAGGUGGAAUCAAACACCAUUGACAUGAUGGUGGAACAAGAUUUCAGAAGAGAGCUAGUUGGUUGGAAGAGAAAUCAAGAGCAGAUCGGAGAGACAGCAUUAGAAAUUGAAUAUGCCAUCUUUGGAUUACUGAUAGAAGAAUUGUCAGAAGAACUAGUUUGUUUAACCGGGGUUUGAUGGGGAAAAAUUUUGAAAAAACUAAGUUGUCAAAAAUGAAUUGUAUUUGGUUUCACUUUCUUUCAUUUUUUUUUCCUCUCAAAAUCAUAUAUUAAUUAGAGGAGUACAGUCUGACUUGCUUUGAAAUGAUAGGCUAAGUAGAAAGAUGUAUGGAGGUGAAAGCAAGAAGGAUGUCAAAUAGCAGGUACUAUGUAUAUGCAAUCAUCUAUUUACUGGGUGUAAUGGUGUAAUAUGGAUCCUGUUUUUAAUGAGAUAUGAACAAUUCCUAGCUCUAUAUAUUUAAUAACAUAUUUUUCUA